GCUACCAUCAUCAGUCUUUUAAACAAAAGUUCAAGAAGGUUUCACAGCAACUUUACUGUAGACUACUUCCCCGACCGCUGACAUGUCUGCAAUGAAUAGCUGGUGGAUUCCAUGCAUUGUUUUACUUCAUUCCGCUUAUUUGGGAUCUUGUGAUUCAGACUCUGGAAUAGAUGGAGCCCAGCCUGAGCUCUUCAUUUUCCACCAGUCGUGCGCCCUGAAGAAGGACGAAGGGCCCUGCAAGGCAUUAAAGGAGCGUUUCUACUUCGACAUUGACACGGGCCGCUGUGAGGCCUUCGAGUUCGGCGGCUGCAGAGGCAACGCCAACAAUUUUGAGACCUUGGAGGCGUGUGAGGAAAUGUGCCUGGUGUCUGUUGACAAGAGUCCCUGUCACCUGGAGGAGGCUCCGGGGCCAUGUCGAGGUCUGGUAACUCGCUACUUAUUUGACAACCAGAGCAAGGAGUGCAAGCACUUCUACUAUGGAGGCUGCUUCGGCAAUGCCAACAACUUCAAGAGUAUGAAAGAGUGCCAGGCUAGAUGCCAGAACCCAGAAAACCCCACUGUGGCCCUUAAAUUGGAUGUGGCCCCUAAAUUGGAGGUCACCGUCCCAGAACCCCAUAGCCAGCCUAGUGUGCAGUCUCUCAAAGUAACUGACUUCAAUCCUCCGGACUUGUGUCUCAGUCCCAUUGACAAGGGCACAACAUGUGAUGGAGAGGAGAGAACUGAGAGGAGAUACGUGUACAACCCCAAGACAAAGAGAUGUCAGUCAUUGCGCUACAAUGGCUGCGGGGGCAACAAGAACAACUUUGUCCACAAGAGACACUGCAUGAAGAUGUGUAUGAAGCCAGAUCACCAUCACAAAGGGAAGGUCAUUCGUAUAAAGAAGAAGAACAGCAACAUCUUGUUUCGAUCUGUCUAAAUCAAGGCUUCAUAUUAAACCCUUCCUACUUCCUAUUAAACCCUUCCUACUUCCUAUUAAACCCUUCCUACUUCCUAUUAAACCCUUCCUACUUCCUAUUAAUAUUAAACUCUUCCUACUUCUCAUUAAACCCUUCCAACUUCCUAUUAAACUCUUCCUACUUCCUAUUAAACCCUUCCUACUUCCUAUUAAUAUUAAACUCUUCCUACUUCUCAUUAAACCCUUCCUACUUCCUAUUAAACCCUUCCUACUUCCUAUUAAUAUUAAACUCUUCCUACUUCUCAUUAAACCCUUCCUACUUCCUAUUAAGCCCUUCCUACUUCCUAUUAAUAUUAAACUCUUCCUACUUCUCAUUAAACCCUUCCUACUUCCUAUUAAACCUUUCCUACUUCCUAUUAAACUCUUCCUACUUCCUAUUAAUAUUAAACCGUUCCUACUUCCUAUUAAACCCUUCCUACAUACACUACUUUUGAAUGAGUCUUUAUUUAUAUCAUUCUUAUUUGACUUUGGUAUGUCCUUGUAGUCUUGCAGCAAUUGUAUCAAAGGCUUGUUUUGGCCUAUUGUGUAAUGUUGUAUUGCUCAUUGUAACCUUUUAACACUUUGUAAGAAGAUGUUUUUAGUAAUAUCACAAUUGUAUACAUUUUUUUUACUGUGACAUACCAAAUACCAGUCUAUAAUUGUAUUUUUCUUUCUUCCUGAGGACACCAGACAAGUUGUUUUAUUGACAAAUGAUGAACAUUAAUUAUCCCAAAAUCACUGUACAUGUAAUAUCAUACAAUAAAGCACAUUACCUGUAUCAAA
Messenger RNA from Oncorhynchus tshawytscha (Chinook salmon), 1717 nucleotides. RefSeq names its product tissue factor pathway inhibitor a (gene tfpia). Bases 83 to 916 code for a protein of 277 amino acids. The record is from RefSeq and is a predicted model, not a curated record. Gene Ontology annotation, biological process: negative regulation of peptidase activity. Gene Ontology annotation, molecular function: serine-type endopeptidase inhibitor activity. NCBI's taxonomy places the organism in Eukaryota, Metazoa, Chordata, Actinopteri, Salmoniformes, Salmonidae. Gene Ontology annotation, cellular component: extracellular region. The transcript has 6 exons.